Messenger RNA from Drosophila ananassae, 1339 nucleotides. RefSeq names its product cytochrome c oxidase assembly protein COX15 homolog. The record is from RefSeq and is a predicted model, not a curated record. NCBI's taxonomy places the organism in Eukaryota, Metazoa, Arthropoda, Insecta, Diptera, Drosophilidae. Gene Ontology annotation, biological process: heme A biosynthetic process. Gene Ontology annotation, molecular function: oxidoreductase activity, acting on NAD(P)H, heme protein as acceptor. The transcript has 4 exons. Gene Ontology annotation, cellular component: mitochondrial inner membrane. The coding region runs from base 124 to 1305 and encodes 393 amino acids.
GUUUUCAAAGUAGUGGUAUUACUCGACCAUCACGGCCACACUGCUAGCGGCUUUGCAAUUUGUAAAUAGAAUAAAAUCAAAGAAUAUCUUUAAUAUUUAUUAUAGCAAUAAUAAUACUUCACAAUGUUACGCUUGCUGCAAAAGAGGACAAGUCUUAUAAAACAGCUGGUUCCAGGACCCCGACUACACCAAACCAUUGCGCAAACAGCGAUAAAGGAAAUUCCCGCGAUAAAACCCAUAAGUAUUUCAAAGAGCGAUAAGAUCGUAGGACGAUGGUUCCUCGGAGUGAGUGGCAUGGUUUUUGUUGCAGUUGGCCUGGGGGGUGUGACUAGAUUGACCGAGUCAGGCCUCUCCAUGGUUACGUGGAAACUGACGGGCGAGCGAAUGCCAAGGACGCAGGAAGAGUGGAUAGAAGAGUUCUCCAAAUACCAGCAAUAUCCCGAAUAUAAGCUGAAAAAUGUAAACAUGACGGUGGAAGAGUUCAAGUUCAUAUUCAUGAUGGAAUACAUGCACAGGAUGUGGGGCCGUGCCAUUGGCGGCUUGUUCCUUCUGCCAGCUGCCUACUUUUGGAAAAAGGGUUACUUCUGCGCCAAGACCAAGAAGACAGUUCUGUUGCUUGGCACGCUCAUUGGACUCCAGGGGCUGAUGGGGUGGUACAUGGUCAAAUCCGGGCUGGAGGACAGGUUCCAGGAUCCCAACGAUGUGCCACGAGUCUCACAGUAUCGGCUGGCCUCUCACUUGGCCGCUGCCUUCGUCCUUUACGCCUUUUCGCUGUCGAAGGCAAUGUCAAUGCUUAUUCCCACAAACACAUUCGUGAUCCAGGCCAAGAAUGCAUUUAAUAUUAAGGGCUUGUCACACAUGACGAAAGCCAUGGUCCUGCUGACUGCCAUUUCCGGCGCGUUUGUGGCUGGACUGGACGCCGGUCUAGUGUACAAUUCAUUCCCAAAGAUGGGCGACAAGUGGAUUCCCGACGAUAUGUGGCAGUUUAAGCCAGUGCAGAAGAACAUUACCGAGAACCCAACAACAGUGCAGUUCAAUCAUCGCAUACUGGGAAUCAGCACAGUGACCCUAACCACGGCUCUCUGGCUGGUCACCCGCCGAAUGCAGCUUCCGAAGCGCGCCAACUGGGCCAUCAACGCGGUGGUGGCCAUGGCCUGGACCCAAGCCACUCUUGGAGUGACCACGCUACUGACCUACGUUCCAGUGCCUCUGGCGACGGCCCAUCAGUCUGGAUCGCUGAUUCUAUUGAGCUUUGCCCUCUGGCUGUCACACGAAGUGCGAUUGUUAAAGUACCUGCCGAAGUAAACUGGCCAAUAAAGACAUAGCUGUUGACAAUGGA